Molecule: messenger RNA, 1552 nt
Organism: Purpureocillium takamizusanense
Lineage: Eukaryota; Fungi; Ascomycota; Sordariomycetes; Hypocreales; Ophiocordycipitaceae
Exons: 2
Coding region: 331-1545 (404 amino acids)
Biological process (GO): peptidyl-lysine monomethylation
Molecular function (GO): protein binding; protein-lysine N-methyltransferase activity
Source: RefSeq, a predicted model, not a curated record
CACCACGCACUCUGCACCACCUCCAACGAGCCUGCAACCUCAUAGACUAGGUGCGAGGCCGCUGUGCUCGAGGUGCAACCACAGACGUCCAUCCAGUCCUCGUGUCCUCCCGAUCUCAGCCCAAUGGCCCAGACACUGGCCUGCUAAGCAGCCGGGGCCGCUGAACAAAGAGCCCGCCGUCCACUCCCUACAUCUGCUUCAUCGCUUCGACUGCGAGAGAACUGACUAAACUGUUAAAAAGAGCGUUUGGCAACAUGAGAUGAUGCCCUCAUCGGCGCCGUAUCCCAGCGUACCUUCCAACUAGAUACAUACGUCCACUCUGUCUCUCUCAUGGACGCCAUAGAGAAGCUCCUCGAAUGGGCCACAUCCCGGGGCGUCGUCCUGGACGGCAUCGGCCCCAAGCCGCUCCCCGGGCGCGGCAUAGGCAUCGUCGCGACGCGCGAGCUCAAGCCAGGCGAGGCCAUCCUCACCGUCCCGACCGCCCGCCUCCGCUCCCUCGGCAGCACCCCCAAGCCCAUCGUCAAGGCCCUCCGCGGCGGCGCCACCGUGCACGCCAUCCUCGCCGCCGCCCUGUGCCUCGAGGCGGACCCCGACUUUGACGUCUGGCGCGCCGUCCUGCCCUCGCGCCGAGACGUCGAAGCCAGCAUGCCCAUAUGCUGGCCCGCGGACCUCCAGGCCCUGCUUCCCCCCGGCGCCGCCACCAUGCUCGAAAAGCAGCAGGCCAAGUUUGACAAGGACUGGACUCUCGUGUCCGCCGCGUUCCCAAACCGUGGUGGUGGUGGUGGCGACGACGACGACGGCGACGGCGACGACAGCGGCGACGACGAUGCCGCGGAUGCGAGCGGCGGCAGCCUCACGCGCGGCGACUUCCUCUAUGCGUGGAACCUCGUCAACAGCCGCACCUUUUACCACACCACCCCGCUCACCGAGAAGCGCCUCCCCGCGGACGACCACAUGGUCCUCCAGCCCGUCGCCGACCUCUUCAACCACGACCCGCACGGCAGCUGCACCGUCUCCUACGACGAGGCCGGCUUCACCAUCUCCACCGCCCGCGCCCACCAGCCCGGCGACGAGCUCUCCAUCCGCUACGGCGCCCACUCCAACGACUUCCUCCUCGUCGAGUACGGCUUCGCCCUGCCCGGGGACGCCAACCCCUGGGACGAGACCGCCCUCGACGCGUACGUCUGCCCGCUCUUCACGCCGCCCCAGCGCCGCACCCUCGAGGACGCCGGCUUCUGGGCCGGCUACGCCCUCGGCGCCGAGACGGCCUGCUACCGCACCCAGACGGCGCUGCGCCUGCUGUGCGUCACGCCGGGCCAGUGGCGCGCCGUGCUCCGCGGCGUGCGCGACGAGGACGUCGACGCCCCCGCCGUGGACCGCCAGCUGCUCCGCGUCCUGCGCGUGUACGAAAAGGACAUUCGCCGCAAGCUGUCCGAGUUGGAGCGCUCCACCGCCGGCACCGAGGACGCGAGAGCCGUGCUGCGCGCGCGCUGGAUCCAGAUCAAGGAGCUGGUAGUCGCCGCAAUAGCACGCAUACACGACUGAUGUGAAC